UUCUGACUGUCAACUAUCUUCAAGUGCUACAUUUAACAUUUGAAUAACCAGACCAGACUAAAUAACCCGGUUUUACAGUCAAACUAGAGGCUUUCCUUUGUGAAUUAGCACAUAACGCUAAGCUAUUGGUAAUGAGCGUCAGAUAGUUAACGUCCAGUUACACUUCAACAGGAGGAGCGAGGCCGCCCGCUCGUUCUCACGGUGAAACAAUGGCGGCUGAGUGGUUCAGGAAGACCCCUUUCCUUCAAAUCUGAAAAAGACCCCUCAGAGACUUGAGUAACUUGACAACGUCUUCAACGUGGCUGGUUAAUGUCUUUCGCGGGCUAAAGGAGGAGCAGAGCGGGUUUGACCAAUGACAACUUUAAUGGCAUUGUGAAUCUAUCUAGGAUUAGUGACACGUUGAACUAAGCUAAGCUAACUGGCUAGCUGACAGCUAACUGGCGAUAGCGGCCUGUCGGAGGCUCCACUCCGUCCCGGACGACCAUGACUACUCCGCAGCCCCCCGCAGUCUCCCAGAGAGUGCAGCUAACUUUCAAGCUGUUUAUGCUGGAAAUUGCCCGGAAUACACUCGAACAAGAACUUGUCGACCUCACCAAAAAGGCCUAUGAAGACGUUCAAGGUUUCUUGAAUGCAUCUAUUCCCGCUGCUGGUGUGUUCUGUGAUUUGGUUAAGGCUCUGGAUAAAAAAUGUGAAAACAUUGACAAGGUCUGCGGGUCAUUAAAACACCUCACAGUUGAGACACCUGAAUCAAUAACCCAAGCUGAAGACAAAGAACAUUCAGUAAUUUCUGAGGAGAAACUCCCUUCAGAUGCUGCAAUUCUUGCAUCUGCAAUUAUUGAGAGACCUGAGAAUAACCCGGAGAGACCACCACCACCACUGCCUCCCAUACAAGCUAUACUCCCAGAGAUCUGUAACACCAUACCAAUGAAACUAAAACAACUAAUGAUCUGGGGAUGUGAGGAAGAUGUCCAGGUGCAAGACCAAAAACAAACAUCCUCUCAGCUGCUUCACUUCCUCAGAGCAAAAACUAAAAACAUGGGUGCACUAGAGGCCACGGUCAAGAGCAUGUGCGCUUCAAGUUUGCCACAGGGGCCUACUGUCAAAAAACAGGGCUACCAAUUCAGACAAGUUGUGAUAAAUGCACUGGCUCCAAAAACAUUAUGUGCAGACAUUGAGAACCAAGGCCCAGUUUUCCGGGUUAAGAGAGUGCAAUUGAGUGGCUCUGUAACCUACACUUUGGUAAUUGCAACAAAGACUGAAUUAUGGGAUAUUGGAGACAUAUUCACAGAGGUGGGACAUGGGGAGUCUGAAGCUCAUCGCUCUGAUAACAAAGAGUGCCCAAAUCAAACAGCUCAAGCGGACUCCAGUCUAAACAUCCAGUUGAAGAGCCAAGCCCUCCAAUGCACAGAACCUGAACAUGUGAGCCGUGUGGCCGACGCAAAAGGACCAGCGGUUCACUGCAUUCCCAUUCCUGACUUCCAAAUACGGAGGUUUGAAGAGACUGAAGUUGUGGUGUCUUGUAUUGUGAGCCCGGGCCACUUCUACGUACAGCAUGCAGAUGCCGUGGUGACGCUGCAGGCCCUGUUCGCCGACAGCUGCAACGCCAGUAGUUCACACGCCGAGCCAAGCUGCAUUCCAGACAUUGGAGCGAAAGUAAUGGGUUGGUUCCCUAAGCAAGGACAAUGGUGCAGGGUUCAGGUGACGAAGAUCUGUGGAGUGAGUAGAGACAAUAAUACCGCUGAUGGUGCCGGGAGUGGGACAUCCAUCAAGUUGGAGGUGAAGAAGCUGGACUACGGGGACACCGCCUGCCUGUCCCUGUUGAACAUCAAAGAGCUGACCCCAGAAAUGGCCGUCCUUCCUCUGCAGGCUGUCAAGGUCUCGAUGGAAAACGUGACGCCUGUGAAUGGGAGUGACUGGUCUGAGGAGGCAGUGGGCUGGUUCAAAGCAAUAGUGCACAACAGAAUGCUCUAUGCCAGACUUUACCCGCAGGGGCCCACGGUUACAGUCGAGCUGUUCCUGGAAAAGGGAAAACUUGGAGCUAUGAGGAGGGGUGCGUCCCUGUCUUUGAGGCUGGCCCAGAACGGACACGCCAAACAUAACAAACUGUGCAACAUGGGUCUCGUGAAAAUAAGCGCAACUCAACAGAAAAAGAGACAACAGGAGUUGGAGUGGGAGAAGUACCUCAUCUCGUGCUAUAUUCAAAGUAAGAAGUAAUUCAGAGUAGCGAAGGUUUCUAGUUUUGUUUGGCAGCCAACAAACCGUAUCAAAUCUGAAUAGUAAUGGCGGAUAUUUAAAUAUAUAUGUGUGUAAUGUAAAUGCCCAUUGUAAUAAGGCUGAACGCACUGAUUGGACUGGCACACAAUAAGUAACUUGUAUGUCUGGUGAUUGUAGUGUAGUGUGUUGUAGUGAGUGUAAAGAUAAUGUUCUCUAUAACAUCAUUGCAACUAAAUAAUAUAUGUCCAGUAUUUAUGGAACGUACAUUCAUGUUGAUUGUUUUCCUUGAGGAUUUGAUAAAUAUUGGUUUUAUUAAUAACUUUUUUAGACUGCAUGUAGGAUGUGUGGGGACAUGAACACCUAAUAGUAUUAUUUAAACGUCUUAUUUAGAACAUUUUCCCUUUGUACUUAACACCUGGCAUUUGCUACAAAACAGGAAGUGAUCCUGAGGAACUGUAUGUGAUGCAUACAGUAGGUCUGUUAUUUCCUUCUCCUUUCACAAUAAUCAUUGUUUGAGCUGUGUUGGUUUAGUUGAUAUUUCUGUGUUGUACAGUGGCGGCUGUAUUAUUAUUAUUUUGAAUUAACAUUGUAGCUCUCCUUUCAUAAUAAAACUGUACUCCACAA
Molecule: messenger RNA, 2838 nt
Organism: Gasterosteus aculeatus aculeatus (three-spined stickleback)
Lineage: Eukaryota; Metazoa; Chordata; Actinopteri; Perciformes; Gasterosteidae
Source: RefSeq, a predicted model, not a curated record